Messenger RNA from Erythranthe guttata (spotted monkey flower), 955 nucleotides. Its product is annotated as Translation initiation factor SUI1 family protein. NCBI's taxonomy places the organism in Eukaryota, Viridiplantae, Streptophyta, Magnoliopsida, Lamiales, Phrymaceae. Gene Ontology annotation, biological process: formation of translation preinitiation complex; translation reinitiation. The record is from RefSeq and is a predicted model, not a curated record. Gene Ontology annotation, molecular function: mRNA binding; translation initiation factor activity.
AUAAUAAAUAAUAUAAUAUGUUCAUCACUUUUAAUGUGCUUAAUCCAAACCCACCCAAAAACGCCGUCGUCUCUUCAAUCUGAAAACUUCAUAACCGCCCGAGCAACACCGAGUCUCACCGAGUUCAUUGAUAAUGGCGGAGAAACCCCAACCGGUUCAGGUACUGUACUGCGGAGUUUGCGGGUUACCCGCUGAAUACUGCGAGUUCGGACCCGAUUUUGAGAAAUGCAAGCCCUGGUUGAUCGAGAACGUACCGGAUCUUUACCCGGAUCUUCGUAAAGAGGCUGGUCUGGAUGACGCUGAUAACGUUUCUAAUCAGCUUCAGUCCACUUCAAUUUCCUCCAGUGCAGGUUCUUCGAAACCUAAGGAAGAAGUGAAACGUCUACCUGGUGGGAAGAUAAAAAAGAAAGAGAAGCUGGAAGUUAUUAUUGAGAAGAUGACUCGUAACAAGCGAAAAUGUAUCACCACUGUGAAAGGCCUAGAACUUUUUGGGGUUAAACUAAAUGAUGCAUCGAAGAAGCUUGGCAAAAAGUUUGCUACUGGAGCUUCUGUUGUCAAGGGCCCCACGGAGAAGGAGCAAAUUGAUGUUCAAGGAGACAUUGCUUACGACAUAGUUGAGUUCAUCACCGACACCUGGCCAGAUGUCCCGGAGAGUGCGAUUUUCUUCAUUGAAGAAGGGAAAAAGGUUCCAGCUGUGUAGAUGCGGAAUGUCUACCAUCAGAGAGACUUUCAAUGAUUUUUUUUCUGAGCGGAUUAUUAUUAUUAGUAUUAGUAUUGUUAUUAUACUGUCUUGUCAAAAAAAAUAUUUUGUAUACGUCGGAUCGUGUCUUUAUGAGUUGUCCUUAUUUUAUGCCUUGAGUCUGACAGUAAGUAAAAUUACAAAUUGAUUUUAGAUACAAGAUGUAUUUCGAAAAUUGCUAUGCACAAAAGUUGUAUAAAUUUAUGCCUUUUCCAA